Molecule: messenger RNA, 3336 nt
Organism: Paramuricea clavata
Lineage: Eukaryota; Metazoa; Cnidaria; Anthozoa; Malacalcyonacea; Plexauridae
Source: the annotation of a GenBank genome assembly
GUUUAUUGAACAGCUCAGCCAUGCGUAGCGAAUGUUUUGACUUAUGACCUAAGCUCAAAGAUAUACAGGUUCGCCACUGAAACUAAACAUUUAUAUAUUUUUGUAUAUAAAAAGAUUCUAAAGAUGCAGUAUUCCGUAUUUUUGGUGUUGUUGGGUAGUGUGGCAGUUAAUUGUGAUGCAGUGUUUCAACUAACGGACAAUGACUUUGAUCAGUAUAUGAAAGACAAGGAAGCGAUGCUGGUCGAAUUUUACGCGCCUUGGUAAAUAUCGCAAAUAGUAUAUUAUUAUGUAAAUAAAAUAAGUAUCUUGUUAAACGGUUUGAUCAGCUUAUAUAGCUUUAAGUUUCGCCUAGGUUUGGUAACUGGCGGUUUUUAGCCUCGGUUUAAACGAGGAUGAAAGUUGUAACUCUCGCCCGCGUUUCCCCGCCAACUCUUAUCGACUCUCAUCAACUUUGCACUGGUUCAAAUUUUAAUGCGAGUUGAUAACAGUUUUCGCUAUCACGCGGUAAUAUCCAGUCUACUCUCAUCAACUCUCAUGCAACUCUUGUUCUCGUUUGACCUGGGCACGAGAGUUGAGAAAACUCUCAUACAAACUCGCAACUCUCAUCAACUUUCAUGCAACACCUAGCUGUUCUCGUUUGACCGGGACAUGAGAGUUGAGAAAACUUUCAUGCAAACUCUUGCUUCUCAACUCUCAUGCAACUCUUGUUCUCGUUUGACCGGGGCAAUGAGAGUUGAGAAAACUCUCGUGCAAACUCUCGCGUCUCUCGUGCAAACUCUCGCUUCUCAACUCUCAUUCCCGUUUGACAAGUUAGGCGGACAAAGUUUCGCCCAGAUUUGGUAACUGACGGUUAGGAUUUACUUCUCUAAAUGUUCAUUGUCGUCAUAUUGGCAUUUUAUAAACAGAUCCGUGACAUUUCUUUACUCUAUAGGUGCAGUGAUUGUAAAAGAUUGGAGCCCAAAUACGAAUCAGCGGCGUCAAUACUUGGAGCAAAGAAGAAGUUCGUUUUAGCGAAAGUAAGUUUUAUUUUCUCGAUCAUUGUCCCGCGCCAUGACAAAAAGGUUGCCGCGAUACUUCAGUUUGUGAUUAGUUAGUGACAAAAUUCGCUGCAAAUAUGUUUGUAGGAUUUCGCCAGCCGUACAUGCGUAGCAGGCGGUUUCAAGGUGGCUCUUACGAGAGGUCAGGCCUUUUAUCCUUGCAUUUAAGACGCACGCGAUACUUUUCUACUAAUUCAUUUGUCUGUUCAGCCCCACCAAUUGACCAUUUGCGUAAUAGACUAAAUUUUGAUCCAAUUUACAAUUUACAAUUAUUACAAUUUACAGUUAUAUAAUUGAUUUACAAUUUUCAGUCAUUUUAGAUUACAAAUGGGAAAUUGACAGCCCCAAACCCUUUGAGGCUGUCAAUUUCCCGUUUGUAGUCUAAAAUGACUGAAAACUGCAAAUUUCGCAAGGCUAUAUUUUCCACAUUUUACAACAUUUCGCAACGAAACUUUUGGAAUAUUACUAAUUUUGUGAUGCUCUUUCAAGAUGUGAUGAAAUUUUUCUCUUGACUUGUUUAGAUCAAAAUUUAGUCUAUUACGCAAAUGGUCAAUUCAAGUUUACCAAUUGCUACCACUAUCUCUAUCGCUCUCAAAUCAAACCAUGGGGGGAGUUACCACUCUCCUGCUUCAUACAAAAUAUUAUUUUAUUUUAGAUUGAUUGUUUCGGAACAGGAAUGGCUACAUGUAGAAAAUUUGGAGUUCGCAGUUGGCCUCAAGUAAAACUCUUUAAAUAUGGAAAAUAUGAAGGAGAAUAUUAUGGAGCCGAAGAUGCAUGUAAGUCCACAUAAUUAAAGUAGCGCAUAGACGUUUCUCGAGCGAAGACCUUCGCCGUUCGAAACGUCGAAGUUCUCCUUGUAUUUUCCAGAAGUUCUAUCCCUAUCAAUCCGAAACUUUCUUGUAAAUAUUGAAGGACUUUUUGAUAUGGAAUUUUCGUCUUGUAGCUGAGUUGAUUAGAGCGCUGCACGGGAAUCGCAAGGCCACAUGCCCGGUCAUCGCCAGAGGGACUAUAUUUGCCAACUCCUGGUUAGAUCUACACUGUGUAUUUCAUUUUAGACAGUAAAGUAAUAUUUCCUACCAUAAAAGUUGAAUACUUCAGUUCCAUUGCCCAGUUUCCUAAGUAACGGUCUUCGUGGUAUGCUGAAUUUUCUAUGAAAAAAGACGCCAAAAAUGAUGAGUGACAUAACUUGGAUCAAGGAUAGACGGGAUAGACAGUUCAUCUGUGGAUAAACUAAAGGAUAGACAGUUCAUCUGUGGAUAAACUGAAGGAUAGACAGUUCAUCUGUGGAUAAACUGAAGGAUAGACAGUUCAUCUGUGGAUAAACUGAAGGACAGACAGUUCAUCAGUGGAUAAACUGAAGGAUUUGUUCCCGUGUUCCCAUUGCAAAAUAGGAGAGUUCUCUCUAUGUGAGAAAAUGUUCUAUUACGAAAGUCACCGAACUGUGGAAUCGCAUCAAAAAUUUGUAUAUCGACCACUCCCACAAACGUCUACGACCGAGCCUACAGAGUUUUGCAUGUUUACAAUUCUAAUUUUGAACAGCCAAUCAGGUUCUUGGUAACAAUUCCAAUUAAACGUCGACUGGCUGUUUAGAAGAGAAUUGUAAACAUGCAAAAAUAUGUAGGCGCGGUCGUAGACGUUUGUGGAAGUAGUCGAUAUACGAAUUUUUGAUGCGAUUCCACAGUUCGGUGACUUUCGUAAUAGUAAAUGGCAACUAGUCAGUAUUAACUAUUGUUAAUUUUUUUCAGAUGCAAUAGCUGCUUUUAUGGAUGGACUAGUGAGUCAACCAGAGACGCAGCCAGCAGCAGUUCAAGAUGCACAGGCUUAUAAUCAAGCUCAAUAUGCUAACCCAGCUCCCGCUGCCCCAUUGUAUAAUACAGCAGGAUAAUGACUGAUGAAAAGUGAAGACAGAUAGAUACAUUGAAAUGUUUGAAAAUCAUUGAACUUGGAGAUGACAGAAAAAAGGCAUAGAAUCAGCAGUAUCUGCAAGCUUUCUUGUAGCAUAUUUGUCAUUUCAUUUUUAACUUUGUUUGGGGUUCGGAUUUGUGAUAAACUUUCAUACAAAAUGGAGAUGGUACCGUCUUUCCGUUUGUAUGUUGAUAAAGGCCUUAAAGACACACUUUAUAAAUGUAUCACAUCGGGAAAAUUUCAGUGAAAUGUAUAUCACUAUUACUAUCAAUAAAAAAUGCAAAAGUUUGCAGUUUUAAUGGUAUCUGGCGGAAAACUGAACGUGGCGGGAAAAUGUGGCGGGCAAAAACUAUACUUAAAUAAAAAUUUUAUUUAAAACUAUACUUCUAUCCUA